This is a messenger RNA of Ophidiomyces ophidiicola, 1812 nucleotides long. RefSeq names its product Replication factor A protein 1 (gene RFA1). The record is from RefSeq and is a predicted model, not a curated record. The transcript is spliced from 6 exons. Gene Ontology annotation, cellular component: nucleus; DNA replication factor A complex. Gene Ontology annotation, molecular function: damaged DNA binding; single-stranded telomeric DNA binding. Gene Ontology annotation, biological process: meiotic cell cycle; double-strand break repair via homologous recombination; telomere maintenance via telomerase. The coding region runs from base 1 to 1812 and encodes 603 amino acids. Lineage: Eukaryota; Fungi; Ascomycota; Eurotiomycetes; Onygenales; Onygenaceae.
AUGGCGAGCCACAUUGACAUCGGGGCUCUUAGUGCGAUUUUCGACGAUUCAAAGCCCAAAGUGCCUAAUCCUAUUGUGCAGUGUCUUCAUGUGAAGCUUCUUGCUCCUCCAUCCGGGGGAAAUGAUAGGUAUAGAGCGGUUUUUAGUGACGUGUCGAAUUUUGUGCAAACCAUGCUAGCAAGCUCUCUGAACCAUGUUGCGUCCAGUGGAGCUUUGCGCCGUGGAUCAUUCGUAAGGCUAAAAUCGUUCCAAGCCAAUUCUGUCAAAGGCAAGCGAAUCCUGAUCGUGUUAGAUCUUGAUGUUCUCGAAGAUUUGGGAGAAUGCGACAGGGUUGGGGAACCAAAGGCACUGGAGAUCACUUCCUCCGAAGCAGAAAACUCCGCUUCUACGUCGAUCUCUGGUAAUGGGUUCUACGGCGCGCAACGACAGAAUCCACCGCCACAGCCCCAGCAACAGUACCACCAACGGACUGGUAUACCGACAAUGGCCCCUGUUCACGCCAAUAUCUAUCCGAUUGAGGCAUUGUCGCCAUACUCUCAUAAAUGGACCAUUAAAGCCAGAUGCACGAGUAAAUCUGCGAUUAAAACUUGGAAAAAUAGGAAUGGUGAGGGAAAGCUUUUUAACGUCAACCUUUUGGAUGAUAGUGGAGAGAUACGAGCUACGGCAUUCAAGGAGCAAUGCGAUUUGCUUUAUCCACUUUUCGAAGAAGGCAGUGUAUAUUAUAUAUCCAGCCCAUGCCGUGUUCAAAUGGCAAAGAGGGAAUUUAGCAAUGUGAAUAACGACUAUGAACUCACAUUUGAGAGGGAUACCGUUGUUGAGAAGGCAGAGGACAAUGAAGAUGUCCCUCGGUUGCGUUAUAAUUUUACGAGCAUUGCCGAUUUACAGUCCGUGGAGAAAGGAACAACCAUUGACAUAUUAGGAGUUUUGAAAACCGCGGAUCAAGUCACGGACAUUCCAUCCAAGUCAACUGGCAAAAGGUAUACCAAGCGAGAGCUUACGCUGGUUGAUGAUACUGGGUACUCUGUUCGGCUUACUAUCUGGGGUACAAUGGCCACCUCUUUUGAGGAGAUGCCUGCAUCAGUCCUUGCCUUUAAAGGCGUUAAAGUUUCUGAUUUUGGGGGGAGAUCCCUAAGCCUCUUGAGUUCUGGCUCAAUGAUAGCAGAUCCAGACAUCGAAGAAGCUCACAAGCUCAAAGGCUGGUAUGAAGCCCAAGGAAAAUUUGACCAGUUUGCAUCCCAUUCAUUCAGCGAUCCAGCAUCAGCAACUGGCUCUCGACAAGAUCCAUUCAAAACAAUCGCUCAAAUUAGAGACGAGCAGCUUGGGAUGUCCGAGAAGCCUGAUUACUUUUUUUUGAAAGCAACUGUGAUUUUUGUCAAGCAAGAUAGCAUGUGCUAUCCUGCUUGUCUUCAAGAAGGAUGCAACAAAAAGGUUAUUCAGCUUGACUCUGGACAAUGGCUAUGUGAACACUGUGAAAAGUCGCAUACUAAACCUGAAUAUCGAUAUAUCCUUUCUACAAAUGUAGCCGACCACACUGGCCAACUGUGGCUAAAUUGCUUUGAUGAUGUGGGACGUUCUAUUAUAGGAAUGACUGCAGAUAGUCUUAUGGAGUUAAAAGAGAACGAUGACAAGGCCGCGAGUGAAUCUGUUCUAGACGCAAACUGCCAGACGUGGAAUUUCAAGUGCAGAGCAAAACUCGAUACCUACCAGAAUCAGCAACGGGUUCGUUAUCAAGUUUUGACUGCUACUCCGAUAAACUAUUCAGUCGAAGCUUCUAAAAUUGCUGAUUUAAUCGCCAUGUAUGAUAUCUCUUAA